Molecule: messenger RNA, 489 nt
Organism: Yamadazyma jaroonii
Lineage: Eukaryota; Fungi; Ascomycota; Pichiomycetes; Serinales; Debaryomycetaceae
Source: the annotation of a GenBank genome assembly
AUGGCUAUCCACGGAUUAGGACAAUUAGACAAGACUUAUGAUGGUUCUAAGUUAAGAAUCGGAAUCUUACAUGCUAGAUGGAAUAAAGAAAUCAUUGAUUCCUUAGUUAAAGGAGCUCAUGAUAAAUUAUUAGAAUUCGGUGUGAAAGAAGAGAACAUCAUUAUUGAAUCAGUUCCUGGGUCUUUUGAAUUGCCUUUUGGAACCAAGAAAUUUUCAGAAAAAUGGGAUAAACAAGGUAAACCAUUAGAUGCUGUUAUUCCUAUCGGUGUUUUAAUUAAAGGUUCAACUAUGCAUUUCGAAUAUAUUUGUGAUUCUGUAUCCCAGAAGAUCAUGGAUUUAAGUUUUGAAUUGGGUAAACCAAUCAUUUUCGGGGUUUUAACUUGUUUAACUGAUGAACAAGCUAGACAAAGAGCUGGUUUAGGAGGUCAUAAUCAUGGUGCUGAUUGGGGUUUGGCUGCAAUUGAAAUGGCCACUAAAUUUGACUUAUAG